UUCAAUAUACCAUUUUGGCCGAGUGAAAUCACUCGAAUCGUGGUACCGAUGGCCAAAGAUGAUGGUAGAAGAAAAGAAGUCACGAAGAAGGGCCUCAUAUUGAGGAAAGCGCUUGAAGAGGGAUCUUUCGACUCAAUCGACGACUUCUUGAGCUCUAUGAAUCUUACUCAGGACAACUACCUCAAUGUGAUUAGAGCAUCCAUCAAACGUCCCAUCGUUCUAUACCGGAGAGAUAUGAAAGAUAUCUGGACGAAUACUUUCAAUCCAUGGAUUGCUAACACCCUGAAAUCUAACAUGGACUUGCAAUUCAUUCUGGACGAAUAUACUUGCGCAGCUUACGUCGUCGAGUACGUGAACAAAACCAAUCGCGGUAUUUCAGAUUUGCACCGUAAAAUGACAAAUUUACAAGAUGAAUACCCCGACGAGAAAUACACCGAACUCCUUAAACGUCUCAGUGUUCGGAUGUUGGACUCGGUCGAGAUGACCGCUCAAGAAGCCGCCUGGUUUUGCUUGCGACAGCCGAUGAGUGUUGCGAGUCGAGAUACUAUAUAUAUCACGACCGACGUCCCAAACAAGCGCACUCUUUGCCAUAAAACGAAAGCUGCCAUGGACUCCGAGGGUCUACCGGCAGAAUCGACGGACGUAUGGUCCCAGAACGUCAUCCAAAAAUACGAAUCGCGACCGUCAUACUUAGAGGACAUGUCUGUAGCAGAUUUCACUUCGCUUACUCGUCAAGUGAGAGGCAAAAAACAUCCAAACGGAGAAGACUUGUUCAUAGAAAGGGACUACGCACGGAUUAUCCGAUGGACAUACUUCAAGCCAACUGAUGAGCUAAAUUACAAGCGAAGCAUGGUCAUGUUGUUCCACCCAUUCCGCAAUGAGCACAUCGACUAGUUAGACGAUGACAACUUUCUCAAACUAUAUGACGAGAACGAGCUCCGUAUUAUUGAAAGGCGGAAACGAUACGAUUGUUAUGAAGACUUUGAGAACAAUGUGAGCAAGUUCCGAGAAAUAUGGCUUCAAGCAGAAGAAGACCAGAGCAUCGAAGACUCCGAAGAAACCGAGGGUUACUUUCAUGAUCCCAAUCGAACGUUCGCACGACAUAACGAUGAUAUUCGUCAAGUGAAAAUUCCCAAUUCCAUGUCAUCUGUGAUUAAGAAGAGGAGCAAUGUUCUCAGCGCCGCCGACUAUUGUGAAGCAAUGCGUCGAGCGAAUUUCGAGCAGAAAGCACUCAUGAAACACUGCAUCGCCCGGAUCUUCGAUCCAACCCUGCCUCCAGUGCAAAUAUUCUUCACUGGACCAGCAGGCUGCGGGAAAACCUUCACACUUAGACUCUUAAUGGAAACCUACAAUCGCUUCGUACAAACACACGACUCCGAAAGAAACGUUUACGUUUCCGCUGCUUCGACUGGGAAAGCCGCCUUAGCCAUAGGAGGGACAACCGUCCAUCAUGCCUUCAGCAUUUGUACAAUGCAACGUCGAGGUGGGUUAUCAUUCGAGCAAAUGCAACUAUAUCGCUGUGCAUUUGCUGGCAUCAAAAUAGUCUUCAUCGACGAAAUCAGUAUGAUCGGUGCGGGAAUCUUUCACACCGUCAAUGAACGACUGAAAAAUAUCACGAUGGACCACGAUUCCCCCUUUGGCGGCAUGGAUAUCAUCUCCUGUGGUGACCUGCGGCAAUUACCUCCUGUUUCCAUGAAGCCAAUCUACGAACCAUUAACCAGAGGAAUUCAUCGAUCAGUUCUCUGGCAGUCCUUGAAAUACUACCCCCUCCGCCAAGUGAUGCGUCAAGCUGAUACAUUAUUUUCCACGAUCUUGACGAAAAUUGGAGAUGGGGACACACACACAGAAGAGGAACGAGCGAUCAUCGAGGCUCGUUUCCGCACCAGAGAAUGGUGCGAAACAGAAGCAAAUGACGCGAUACGUUUAUUCCACAAAAAUGUUGACGUGGAUGAAUAUAACAAAUCCGUCGUUCAUCCAAAAUGGACAUCGGUGGCUGUCGACGUGUACUUGGGUCACCACGAUCAAAACCAACUCUCGACGGCUCGAACUAAAGUUCAUAAAAUGACACCAUCAGAAUCCGGCAACAUUCUCUACCAUAUUCCAUUGGAGUUGAACCAACCAUACAUGGUCACCUGUAACGUAGACGUCGAGGAUGGUAUCGUGAAUGGCGCCAUCGGUUCUUUGAAACAAGUUGACUUCAAGGUUGACGAUGCUGACACCGAUUCCCCAGAUCAACCGUUCUGCCUAUGGUUAGACUUUUCUGACAACUUAGGCAUCGGAGGUUUAGCAAGAACAAAGCACAGACCGAUGGCAGUUACAAGAAAAGACUUACAGACCUCAUGGACACCUCUCUUCAGACGGAAAGUAACUUUUCCUGUCACCAAAGGCAGUACGGUUCGGUGUAGCCGAUCUAAUUUUCCACUUUGUCUAGCUCGCGCUAUGACCACGCAUAAGUCCCAAGGAGCCACAUUCGAGAAGGUUGUGUUCGACUACCAUCGUUCCCUACAACAGCAAUUGGUCUAUGUUGCCAUGUCAAGAGUCCGAUCGAUUGAUGGCUUGUUCAUGACAAACUCUUCGAACGAUUUCAAGUUUUAUCAUGCCGGUGGAUCUUCUUCGCCUAAGAUCAUACAGUUGAGAAGCGAACUAGCUCGCCUGGCGAAGAACAAAUUCGAGACGCUUGACCAGUCUACGAUGGACAAAAUUUCUGGCAAUAUCAUCAUUCUCAACUUCAACGUACAGAGUUUAAGAGCUCAUUGCUCCGAUCUCGAAAACGAUGAUCUACUGAUGAAGUCUCAUUUGCUUUGUUUAUCGGAAACUUGGAUGAAAAACACUGAAGAAAUCGGCAUCCGGGGAUUCAAUUUGAUCGCUCGAAACAAAAGGGUAGACAGAACCGGUGGAGUCGCUAUAUAUGCUAAUAUAGAUAUGGGCUGCUCGGUCACGACAACAUAUGAGCAACCACAUCUCGAAGUUUCCCACGGAGACAUCUGUUUCGCCGACAUAUUGAUUAGAGAACGGCCGAUCUUACUCGUUGUGGUAUACAUCUCCCCAGGAACUAAUUUCAAUCAGAUCACGGAUUUUUUUGGAAUUCACGGCCAACUCCUGACCCAACGUCUCGAUUCACAGAAUGCUUCCACCAUACUGUGCGGAGAUUUCAAUUGGAACAUCCAAGACCAAACUAAGAGAGAUUGUUUGACUCAAUUCAUGAAAGUCUCCUUCAAUCUCGAGCUCGAAACAGAUUUUUCUCUCUCUACAACACGGGAUCGCUCAUGUAUUGAUCUCAUCUUCUCGAAUUUAUCUUCUGAAAAGAUAAUAAUCAAUAACGCGAGUUAUUUCAGUUAUCAUAAACCUGUGUUCUUCGGUGUGAAGGAUUAG
This is a messenger RNA of Galendromus occidentalis (western predatory mite), 3372 nucleotides long. RefSeq lists its product as uncharacterized. The record is from RefSeq and is a predicted model, not a curated record. Lineage: Eukaryota; Metazoa; Arthropoda; Arachnida; Mesostigmata; Phytoseiidae. Gene Ontology annotation, biological process: DNA repair; telomere maintenance. The transcript has a single exon. Gene Ontology annotation, molecular function: DNA helicase activity.